Messenger RNA from Striga asiatica, 1394 nucleotides. The record is from the annotation of a GenBank genome assembly. Lineage: Eukaryota; Viridiplantae; Streptophyta; Magnoliopsida; Lamiales; Orobanchaceae.
GUUUCCGACCCCAAAACCGGGUUUGACCACGUCUAGAUUGGUGCGUAGAAUCAAAACCUCAGCACUAUAAUGGAAUUUUCUCAAUUAACAAAACCCUAGAUUGUCAUUUUUCAAUACACCAUCUGGCCCCCUAGAACACAGCGCUGUGAAUGCAUAUUGCAGGCUGCCACUACCAAUGGCGGGAGGCAAAAUCAAGAAAGAGAGGGCGCAGAAAGGCGGCGCCGGGGCAUCCAAUCAUCAUUUUCAAGGGGGGAUUGCUUUUCACAAGUCGAAAGGCCAGCAUAUACUGAAAAACCCUCUCUUGGUUGACUCAAUCGUUCAGAAAUCCGGCAUAAAACCUACCGACGUUAUUCUCGAGAUAGGUCCCGGCACGGGUAAUCUCACUAAAAAGCUUCUCGAAGCCGGAAAGUCCGUCAUUGCCGUUGAGCUUGAUCCCCGUAUGGUGCUCGAGCUGCAACGCCGAUUCCAAGGAACCCCUUACUCGGACCGAUUGAAGGUGAUACAAGGAGAUGUCUUGAAAUGCGACCUUCCAUACUUCGACAUAUGUGUGGCCAACAUCCCGUACCAGAUCUCAUCACCGCUGACAUUCAAGCUGCUCGCCCACCGGCCUCUUUUCAGAUGUGCCGUCAUCAUGUUCCAGAGGGAGUUUGCCAUGCGGCUGGUGGCCCAGCCAGGGGACACUCUCUACUGCCGCCUCUCAGUCAACACCCAGCUCCUUGCCCGAGUCAACCACUUGCUGAAAGUUGGGAGGAACAACUUCCGGCCACCACCCAAGGUUGACUCGUCCGUGGUCCGUAUCGAGCCUCGAAAGCCUCUCCCACCCGUCAACUUCAAGGAGUGGGAUGGGCUCGUCCGCAUCUGCUUCAACCGCAAGAACAAAACUUUAGGCUCCAUAUUCAGGCAAAAGAAUGUGCUUUCGUUGCUCGAGAAGAAUUAUAAGAUGCUGCAAGCUUUACAGCUGGCGCCAGAUGGCCGCCGCCCAGAGGAUGAUGAUGCGGAGAUGGCUGCUUGCGUGUCGGCAUUGGGGGACACGCUUGGGGGAUUGAGUGUGGAUGGUAAUGAUGAGGGUGACGAUGAUGACGAGAUGGAGAUGGAUGAUGGGGAUAAUAAUAAUGGUAAUAAUAAUGGUGUGAAGGGUUCGGAUUUUAAGAAUAAGGUUUUGGGGGUGUUGAAAAGUGGAGGGUUUGAGGAGAAGAGGUCAUCGAAGCUGGCGCAAGCGGAUUUCAUGCACCUGCUCUCGUUGUUCAAUAGGGCUGGGAUUCAUUUUUCAUAGUUUUGGGAAGAGUAAUUGUUUUGUUUCAAAUUGGUUGUUGCUCAUAGUUGUUCAAUAGGGCUGGGAUUCAUUUUUCAUAGUUUUGGGAAGAGUAAUUGUUUUGUUUCAAAUUGGUUGUUGC